GAUCACUACUGCUUCGUCAUCAUUGAGAAUCCGCUGAAACCUGCUGGAACGAUCUGCUACCACAUCAACUCGCUACGCGGUUAUCACAACUCGGCGUCUGUUUUGGAUGCGCUGAUAGAAACCAGUGUGGCGCCACAACUGUUAGCGUACAAGACAAGCCCUCUUCAAUCGAAUUCAUUGGACUGCGGGGUGUACAUGUUACACUACAUGCACAAAGUAGCCCGGUUCAUCUCUGAAAAAAGACCAGACUCAGUAGCGGAGAAGAUGAAAUCACUUACAAGCGGCAGCUUCAAUGUGACUAAGGCAGGACGCUCGCGCUCGGCACUACUCGAAGCACUA
Molecule: messenger RNA, 339 nt
Organism: Phytophthora sojae
Lineage: Eukaryota; Oomycota; Peronosporomycetes; Peronosporales; Peronosporaceae
Exons: 2
Biological process (GO): proteolysis
Molecular function (GO): cysteine-type peptidase activity
Source: RefSeq, a predicted model, not a curated record